AUGAUCCAUCGUUAUGUGCUCCUUUCCAUUCUACUGCUGCUACCGAUCACUGUUACCUGCUACAAAAUGCUGCUUCUCGUCUCUGACCUCUCUCCAAGUCAGGUUGUUUUCAAUCGUCGAGUAGCAGAGACGCUGGCGAACGCAGGUCACGAUGUUACAAUGACAAUUUUUACAGGAGUAAAUGAUUCCGAUUCGAAAUUCGUGGACAUCGCGAAAAAUGUCAAAAUCUAUCGAGUCUACUCGUCUUUCGGAUUCGAUAAGAAAGAUUAUGAGAAAGAAAUUGCAAAAAAUUCAUUUGAGGAUCCGUCGGGAGGGAUUUUUAGGAUAUUUGAGGAGUUGAAUAUGUUUUCGGCGGUGCUUGAAGAGUAUUGUCGAAAAGCGGUUGAGAAUAGAGAAUUCCUGGAAUGGCUAACAGCGGAGCGAUUUGAUUUGGCUUUUGUUGACGUCUACAAUGUCUGCCAUAUUGGUUUGAUUCAUUACGCCAGAAUUCCAUCGUGGAUUUGGUUGAGCAGUGGUCCAUUGGAGGAUUUUGUCGCCUACUUUAUGGGAGUACCAACAAUACCUAGCUAUAUGCCUCCAACACUAAUGGAAAGCUCUGACCAUAUGAAUUUUAUGGAGAGGACGAAGAGUCUAACUGGACACGGAUUAACUCAUUGUUUCUGGGGAAAAUAUUUCGCUGAUCCCAUCACUACUGUGUUUAGAGAAUUGAUUGAUCCCGAGUUUCCUGAUGUAGUUCAUAUUGCAAAGAGAUGUCCGCUGGUUAUGGUGAAUUCAAAUGAACUUAUUGAACUUCCACGACCAACACUUGCAAAAAUUGUAAACAUCGGUGGAGUUGGAUUUCAGCUAAAAGACGCAAAACCACUACCAGCAGAAUUCCAACGAAUUGUGGAUGCGGCUGAGAAUGUGGUGGUAUUUUCUUUUGGAUCAAUAGCGCCUAGCCAUUUAAUUCCUAUGAGUUGGAAAAUCGCCUUCAUUGAUGCAUUUAAACGUUUUCCAAAGUAUCACUUCAUAUGGAGAUAUAUGGGAACGGAUCUACAAGAUAAAAUUCCUUCAAAUGUCCACACAUUUAAAUGGUUGCCACAAUCAGAUCUUCUGAAAAAUCCAAAAACAAAAGCAUUCAUAUCACAUGGAGGGUAUAACAGUCUGAUGGAAGCAAUCACAGCCGGAGUUCCGCUGAUUACCAUAGCAUUAUUUGGGGAUCAACCUAAGAAUGCUAAACUAGCCGAGCGAUUCCAUUAUUCCGUUAACAUCCCCAAACAGGAUGUCAAUGCUGAUACGAUAUUUAAAGCUCUAAAUAAAUUAUUUCAAGACCAAAGCUAUACACAACAAAUCAAACGAGUAUCAGAAAUGCUGAAGAAAAAACCAGUCACUUCCUCUCAUCUACUGGUCUCAUGGGCUGAAUUUGUAGCCGAAUUUAAAACGUUGGAUAAUCUUGUUCCAGCCGGGAACAAACUGAAUUUUUUCCAGUAUUAUUCUCUUGACGUAUUUGCUUUUCUUUUACUUGUCACUGCAAUAACUCUGUAUGUUUCAUGGAAGUUUGUAGCGUUUUUAGCGGUAAAAUUAUGUUCGAGAUUAUUCCGAUCGAAAAAAGAAAAGAAAGCUUGA
Molecule: messenger RNA, 1605 nt
Organism: Necator americanus (New World hookworm)
Lineage: Eukaryota; Metazoa; Nematoda; Chromadorea; Rhabditida; Ancylostomatidae
Exons: 13
Coding region: 1-1605 (534 amino acids)
Molecular function (GO): UDP-glycosyltransferase activity
Source: RefSeq, a predicted model, not a curated record